AUGAAAUUGAAGUUAAUCAUAUCAAUAUUCUUAUUACCUCUCAUAUCUUCUGCCGCGCUAGUCGAUCAAGGACAAGUUGUUUUAGAAGAUAUCCCCACAGUUGAAGAAGGCGCAAGUGUUGCAAGAACAUUAGUUAACAGAGAAUCAUUAGUUAAUGUGAAUACAAUCAAAUCAAUCAGAAAUGGAGAUGAUCGUAUCAGACAUCUUCCAGUUUCCUCGAUGGAAUACUAUGCUGAUUGUGAUGCUGAUGGAGAUCCAUAUUGGUUAGUCAUUGAUAUUGGUGGAACAAACCAGAAUAUUAUCAAAGGGUCUGACUAUUCAUUUACGAUUAGAGAUGGAGAUCAUCCAAACAAUGAGAAAGUAGAUGAAAAUUAUCCUGGUCGUGUUCAAGGAUCACCUGCAGGAUCACCCAGGGUUCAAUUGUCUGGAAAAUUAAGAAAAAUCACAUUUAAUAAUCCAUUUGAUCAAAGAAAACUUGCUUUAGAGAAGUGUUUUCUUUUAAGACAUCCAGAUGCCGUCAUGUGGUUGCCUAGUAAUGUUGUAUCUCCACAUAAAUCCCAUUGGGCUAAGAUAAUGGUUGAUGGUGUUUAUCUUAUUGGUGGAUUUGGUGAUCGAGCCUAUAUUGGGGAGAUCGAUGCGGAUUUAUAUCACUCAGCUGAUAUAAUUAAUUAA
Hemisphaericaspora subhashii is the source of this 672-nucleotide messenger RNA. Its product is annotated as CREG family protein. The transcript has a single exon. The coding region runs from base 1 to 672 and encodes 223 amino acids. Lineage: Eukaryota; Fungi; Ascomycota; Pichiomycetes; Serinales; Debaryomycetaceae. The record is from RefSeq and is a predicted model, not a curated record.